Triticum aestivum (bread wheat) is the source of this 1557-nucleotide messenger RNA. RefSeq names its product F-box protein At5g49610. The record is from RefSeq and is a predicted model, not a curated record. Gene Ontology annotation, molecular function: protein binding. The transcript has a single exon. The coding region runs from base 203 to 1324 and encodes 373 amino acids. NCBI's taxonomy places the organism in Eukaryota, Viridiplantae, Streptophyta, Magnoliopsida, Poales, Poaceae.
CAAAAUACAAACAUGAAAGGAAAGCUCUAUCAAAAGAGUCAAGCCCAGCCCGUUUAAGCGCUAGUAUAUUUUCCAUCUCAACGAGAUGGGCUAAGCCCAGUGCAAACGCAUUUCCGUUGUUUCUAGGUCUUCCACCUCCUCUCUCCGCCGCCGUCACCCACUCCACUGCUCCGGCGAGGAACCGCUCGCCCAGCCGGCGACCAUGGCGGAGGCCGCGAGCGCAGAAGAGGCCGCGCCUCUCCACCCCGGCCUCCCGGAUGAGAUCUUCAUCUGGGAAGUCCUCGUCCGCCUGCCCCCCAAAGCCCUCCUCCGCUGCCGCACAGUCUGCCGCGCCUGGCGCCGCGCCACCUCCGCCCGCGACUUCCUCCUCGCCCACCACGCCCUCCAGCCCGCCCUUCCCCUCCUGUACGUCCACAACUAUGUCGGCGACAACAUCGAGUCCCUAGACAUCGUCCCCUUCGACCGCCGGGCAGGGGUCGCGGCCGACGACCAGCUCCGGCCAGUCGCGCGACUCGGCCAGGGCCCCUUCCGUGCGAUCGCCUCCUGCGACGGCCUCCUCGUCUUCUCCAACGACUGCCGCUUCUCCCUCUGCAACCCGGCGACUCGUCAGUAUGCUCGCCUCCCGGUGCCUCCUGGCUUCGUGCCCCUGGGGAUGUACUCGCACAGCCCAACCGGCAAGUACCGGCUAUUGCUGUACAAGCUCUCCACUGGACCGGCGCCUGACGCUCAAGGUGGCUCCUACGUGUUGGUAUUAGGCUCCGGCCAGCCGCCACGGUGCAUAGGGUGCCCUGAUGCUAGGGAACUGGUAUUCAGCCCAUCCGUCCUGUUCCGUGGUGGCCUGCAUUGGCACAGAGAGCAGAAUGAGAGGAUAGUGGUAUUCGACACCACCACUGAGUUGUUUCGGCACAUGUGCGUUCCGGUUGUUUCUCGCUGCACUAACCUGUUUGAGAUGGAUGGAAUGCUCGGCGUGUCCAGCUUUAAUUAUGCAGCGGCAACCAUUGAUAUAUGGAUGGCGCAGGACUAUGAGAGCGAGGUCUGGUCUAACAAACACCACGUUGAGUUGCCGGUUGCAGAGCUCACCAUGCGCUUUGGAAGGUUUAACAGACAUGGGUUUGGGGUAGUCGCUUCUUCGGAUGGUCAUUUGCUCAUGCUGCUCAAAUUUAGCGACUGGCUACUUCAGGUUGAUAUGGAUGGCAAGUUGGUCGCUAGUUUCCAUUGCAAAGACCUUGCUUAUACUCGAUUUUGGCUCAAACAAACUUUAGUUUCGCAUACCUUCUUUCCGACACUAGAGCAUUAUGUUGUGAACGCUUCGCCUUUUAUAUGAUCUAAUAGCUUUGAGUGAUGCGGUGCUUCUGAACGGCCUAAACUGUCAGCGUGAUCUGCAAUAUCAAGUUUGACCCGCAGGCUUCUCUGUUGAUGUAUAUCAAGUUGUGAUCAAGAAGCUCUUGCUGUCAUGUGGUUGUAUGGAAUUUAUGCUUGUUUGAUACCAAAACUACCAAGUCAUUUUGUUGUGCGUUUGAAAUAUAUGCUAGCUACUCAUGUCUCUAUUUUCUUGAA